Messenger RNA from Pocillopora verrucosa, 3010 nucleotides. Its product is annotated as protein Wnt-5b-like. The record is from RefSeq and is a predicted model, not a curated record. Lineage: Eukaryota; Metazoa; Cnidaria; Anthozoa; Scleractinia; Pocilloporidae. Gene Ontology annotation, molecular function: cytokine activity; frizzled binding. Gene Ontology annotation, cellular component: extracellular region. Gene Ontology annotation, biological process: cell fate commitment; multicellular organism development; neuron differentiation.
AAUAUACGAAUUUUGCACUUAGGUUAAAAUAACAUAAGCCACCCAACUAGAACAAAAAACCAUCGCUUUAUCUUGUCGGUUUACAUCUCAAUUACUUAGAAUGGAAAACUGAGAAGCUACGAAUGUAAGAGAGAUUAAUCCGCAAUGCGAGUGAUUAACACAAAGCAGGCAUGUCUUUGCUGAAAUAGGUUCCAGCAAGGCGCUCUUGACUUUUAUAGUCUGGUGUCGCUUUUGUCGCUGCUUGGAGAAGAUCGCGGUUCAUUUCGCCACGUACACAGUAGGAACAGUAUUUAAGCUCAGGUGGUCAACAUGGACAUACGAUACCGUCGGGGAAAAUCGUCGGAAGAAAAACUCAGCGAGGCUCAAGCAAGAUCUAUCCCUGCUGACAAAUCAAAGAACUUCUUAGACUUCGCAAUGAGGGUGCGUCGACGAGUCCGUCAAGUUCCACUAAUCCUUUGCCUUAUGCUCCUCACAUCGUUCUUUCAAGUUGGACAGAGUGUAUGGCCGCUUAGUAUUCCACACCAGGCAUUUAUUGUAGGCAUCGUCCCUCAGCCUUGCCACAAUAUGGGAUUGUCCGACGAUCAGAAACAAAUAUGUAUGAGUGAGGCGAAUCGGGAGCUUUUACCUACAAUAAGAUAUGGUGCAAGUUUGGCGUACAAACAGUGUCAGUACCAGUUUAAGUAUCGCCGUUGGAACUGCUCUGUGCCUGAAAAAGAUAGCAAUUCCCUGUUUCGCCGAAUAACGGGGAAAGGUACGAAAGAGGCAGCCUUUACAUAUGCUAUAUCAGCCGCUGGUGUGGUGCACUCGAUAGCCCGAUCGUGCGUGGAGGGCAAUCUCAGUAUGUGUGGCUGUAGUCGGGAAAGAAGGCCUAAGGACUUAAACAGCAACUAUCAGUGGGGAGGAUGUGGAGACAACAUAGAGUAUGGCGCCAAGUUCGCAAAGAAAUUCAUGAAAGCUGGCGAGAACUCUAAACCGAAGGACACGCGUGAACUAGAAAGGAAGUUGAUGAAUCUUCAUAACAAUGAGGUUGGAAUACAGGUCAUUAGAGAUAAUUAUGAAAUCCGGUGCAGGUGUCACGGAAUUUCUCAGUCUUGUGAAAUCAAGACCUGCUGGAAGGAACUUGUCCAGUUCUCCACCAUUGGGGAAAAACUCCGCACCAUGUAUGAUAAAGCCGUCAAGGUCAGACUCGACAGAAGGACUGGGCGCCUCCUUAAAGGGAAUAAAAAAUCUGAGAACCAGAAGGUGACUGGAAGACGUAGAAGCACCUCCAACAAACCAACGAUAGGCAAUUUGAUUUACUUGGAAUCUUCACCCAACUAUUGCAUUAGAAGCAAGAGGCGUGGAAUUCUAGGUACCGCUGGUCGAGAAUGCAAAGUGGAAGCUGCGGAGGAUGGCAACUGUUAUGACCUCUGCUGUAGGCGAGGAUUCCUUCCGCAACAAGUUUUAGUUGUAGAAAGAUGCGAGUGCAAGUUUCACUGGUGCUGCGAAAUUAGAUGCAAGGAAUGCCGCCGUUAUCAGACAAAAUAUUUUUGUCUCUAAGAAGGCCACAUUUACCACAAGUCCACCAUGUCGGAUGACGACUUGCGUGUAGUCGCCAAAGAAGAGACUCAAAGUUUUACUUGUGACAAAGAUCAGCGAGAGAACAAAGAAGAAUGCGGCAACGUAGCAUUUAACUUUAUUUAAUUUAUUUCAUAAACCCUUAGUUUUAAACAACAUUUCUAGGAGUGAGAUUUAGAGCACUUCACUUUCAUUGGUGAGGUAAGAUUUAAUAUCUAAGAUCUGAUUUUUUUUCUUUCGCCAAAACUUCACCAAUUUCCUCCAGAAGCUAUAAUUACAAAGCCAUGAUUGUUGAAUCCGCUGGUGGAAACCCUUUUCCUCAGAAGAUCUACCUUCUCGAACAUUCCACUCAAGGCAAACGCUGCAGCAUCUCAGAGAACGUCUUCUGGCUAUCAUUACCAUCAUAUUAAUUUCCUAUCAAUAUUGUUAUGAUUUUCAACAUCCUCAUCAAUAUUACUUUUAUAUUUAUUAUCAUUAUCAUCAUUAUUAUUAUUUUCUCUGCUUGCUCUUGUUAUUUAAUCCCUCUAGUAAGUUUUUUAUAUUUGAGAAUAAUGACGAUAUGAAAAGACUAGCUAAAGAAAAAAAAUGGGGUAUUACAUUCGAGAUUUCAGAUUAUAUACAUUUCAAUGUAAAUACAAAGAAAUGUGUUAUUUUGACCCAAAGAUAUAGUUUAUCUUGAAGCGAGAGACCUCAGAUUUUAAUCGUUACCGAGAUAAUAACAGACAACGUAAUUUAACUCUGUUCCUGAAUGCGAAUAUUUUUUUAGAAACACGGGUAACCUUUAUUUCACCUGUGGAUUUAAUCGAUGAAAGAUAUUUUCAAACUGGUUUUACAAUUUUAGUUUUGUUGAUUAGGAAAACAGAUUUAAACUGAAUUUUAAAUUGAAGCCUUCCAAACAUUGAUUUAAAAAUAUUUUAACUCGGCCAUAGACUGAAAAUGAAUUUAUGCACAAAGUGACAAGCUUAUCUUAUCUUGUAAAUCGCUUUCAAUUGAUAAUGAAUACUCAAUCCGAGAUCAAUUUACAAAGAACUCUUUUGUUUCACGAUGUGAAAAGAGCAUUGAGGAGUUGGUCUGUACGAGACCCAUCUUGAUUCACCAAAACGUUCUCUGUCAUAGUAGCUCUGAUUCAAUCUAACAUUAGUUCAAAAGGACUUUCCUCUUUCUCUUAGGUUUGUAAUGCGUGAUGAUGAUUUGAGACAAAAAAGGAAAAUUCAAAUAAAUGGAAAAGGAAACCUCAAUAUCAAAUUCCAACAUCUAUUUCGGGCCAACUCUAAAAAUUACACAUGGUUAGUUUUCAAUGAGUUAAGGCAGAUUAGUGUACAGGAAUUGCGCGUUAAUCAUUCCGAGAUCUGAUUUUUUAUCACCUCUGUAAAAAGAUAUAUGAUAGAACUUGUUUGCGGUUUUGUGACUGUUUUUGUUUAAGGACCUGAAAAAUAUAUGUUAUUUAAGUAUA